AUGGAUCGGUUACCGCCGCCACCCGGACUUAACCUUACUGAAAACUUAGCGGAGAACUGGGGAAGAUUCGAACAGCAGUACGAUGUUUACGCUGUAGCGAGCGGUGUCGCAAGCAAAGGAGACAAAGUCCAGGGGAUGACCCUACUCCACGUAUUAGGACCGGACGCCAUUGAUGUCUACAACACGUUCACGUGGACGGAAAACGACGAUAAGACUAAGGUAGCAGAUAUCAAAAAGAAAUUUAAGGAAUAUUGCAAUCCUAGGAAAAAUGUAACCUACGAGAGGCACAGUUUUAACACAAGAUCUCAGAAGGAGGGAGAACCGGUCGACGCAUUUGUGACUGAGCUCAAACAAAAGGCAAGUGUAUGUGAAUUUGGUGAACUGAGAGAUUCUUUAAUAAGAGAUCGAAUCGUUUGUGGAAUUCGAAGUGAUACUGUGCGUGCCAGAUUGUUACGAGAACGAGAACUCACACUGCAGAGUGCCAUAGACAUUUGUAGGGCAGCGGAAGUGUCGGAAUCGCAGCUCCGAGAAAUGGGAGACGAGAAAAACGUUCACGCAGUGAGAGACAAGAAGCAGAGGUACAAACAGAAGGAUGCGCAACCCCAACACAAAGAGAGCCGUGAAGACUCAGAUGAUGACUUUUUCAUGCAUUCUAUUGACACACACAAGGAUGAUGAUUGGACAAUGAAGCUACUAGUCAAUGAUGCAAAACCUAUUAACUUUAAAAUUGACACUGGAGCCCAGUGCAACGUCAUGAGUUUAAAAGCGUGCAAGUAUGCCAACAUUGACACUAAACAGUUAAUGCGUAGCAACAGUAAAUUAGUUUCCUACUCUGGACAUGCCGUUAAAGCCUGUGGAAAAGUACGCACGUCAGUGAGACACAAGGACCAGUAUUUUCUUCUAGAAAUACAGAUUGUUGAUGAUGACGUCCAACCUGUUCUUGGACUCAAGUCCAGCAUUGACUUGAACUUAGUGAAUCGUGUCUAUACAGUGAAGAAGAAUCAAAGUACCAAAAGUGCAGAAAGACUGUUGAAAGAAUAUGAUCAUCUAUUUCAUGGAAUUGGAUGUCUUCCAGGAAAAUAUGACAUCAAGGUUGAUUCCAGCAUACCACCAGUAGUUGCACCACCUCGGAGAAUACCACAUACUUUGAAGGACAAAGUUUUAGAAGAACUACAGAGGAUGGAAUCUAUGAAGAUAAUCUCGAAAGUGGAAACCCCAACGCAGUGGGUCAGCCCUAUUGUAGUCGUCAAGAAACCAAAUGGAAAAGUCAGGAUUUGUUUGGAUCUGCGAGAACUGAAUAAGGCUAUUUUAAGGGAACACUAUCCACUUAAGACUGUCGAAGAAGUGGCUGCUAACCUUAAGCAUGCGAAGCAUUUCACAACUCUGGAUGCCGCUUCAGGAUUCUAUCAAAUACAGCUGACCGAGGAGAGUUCGUGGCUUACAACAUUCAAUACGCCAUUUGGAAGAUUUAAGUUCGAGAGACUUCCGUUUGGAAUAUCGUCAGCGCCGGAAGUGUUUCAGAGGGCCAUGUCUCAUGUAUUUGAAAAUCAGCCUUGUGAAGUGAUUGCAGAUGACAUUUUGAUAUGGGCAGAUAGUGAACAGGAACAAUUAGAAAAGCUAAGUCAAAUACUGAAGAGAGCUGAGGAUGUUGGAUUACGUUUCAACAAAGACAAGUGCAAAGUAAACAAAUCAGAAGUUGAGUAUGUAGGACAUGUUUUCAGUUCAAAUGGUGUGAAGCCCAGUGGUGAAAAAAUCAAAGCAAUUCUAGCAAUUCCAGCACCGGAAAACAAGAAGGAACUACAGCGAUUCAUGGGGAUGAUCAAUUACAUAGGAAAGUUUAUUCCAAACUUGUCAACCAGGAAUCAAUCACUCAGACAGUUGCUAGAAACCGACGUCGCAUGGCACUGGAGUGACGAACAAGAAAAAGCCUUUAAUGAUCUAAAGGGAGCAAUAACGUCAACGCCGACAUUGAAAUAUUUCGACGUUAAUGAGGAUGUCAAACUUUCCGUCGAUGCCUCGUCAUAUGGACUUGGUGCGUGCAUCAUGCAGAAGGAGCAAUCUGUAGCUUAUGCAUCGAGAGCCCUGAAUACAGCGGAGAGAAACUAUGCACAAAUCGAAAAAGAGAUGCUUGGAAUCGUGUAUGGACUACAGAAAUUCAACGAGUAUGUGUAUGGUAAAGCAGUUUUAGUGGAAACAGACCACAAACCACUAGAGAGCCUGUUUAAAAAACCAUUGUCGAGUGCACCUCCACGACUUCAACGUAUGAUGUUGAAAGUUCAGCAACAUGACUUAGUGGUGAAAUACAAGGCUGGCAAGGAACUCUACAUUGCGGAUACAUUGUCAAGAUCGACAGGAUCAGAUCCAGCUGAGAAGCACGAGGAACAGUACGAAGUUCAUGUGAUAGAGACUAUUCCUGUUAGCCAGGAAAAGGUGAUGUUAUUUCAGAGUGAAACCAAAAAAGACCCUGUUCUCAUGAAACUGAAGGACACAGUUCUACAGGGAUGGCCAACGAUCCGGAAGGAUUUAGACAGUGAACUUACUCCAUACUGGAACUUUAGAGAUGAGAUAAGCAUUGUUGAUGGCUUAUUGUUGAAAGGAGAUCGUAUCAUUACACCAGAGCAACUUAGACCCCAGAUGUUGAAAAUUCUACACAGCAGUCACCUGGGACAAGAGAAAUGUAUACAGCGAGCUAAAUCAACAUUGUUUUGGCCAGGAAUAAUCAUGCAGUUGAAGGACAUGAUAGAACAGUGCAACAUUUGCAACCGCUACAGAAAUGCGCAGCAAAAGGAGCCAAUGAUACCACAUGAGAUCCCAAAUUGUCCUUGGCAGAAAGUUGCAGCAGACUUCAUAGAAGCCAACCGCUUACAAGAUGGGAAAGCCGCCACCGUUAUCAACAUUCUGAAGCAACACUUUGCUCGACUAGGAAUCCCUGAAGAGUUCAUUAGUGACAAUGGACCGGAAUUCGCAAACCAUGAAUUCAAAACCUUUUCGAAGGAAUACGACUUCCGUCAUAUUACAUCUUCGCCGAGAUAUCCACAGAGCAAUGGUAUGGCUGAAAGAGCUGUACAGACCAUCAAAAACCUGUUUAGGAAGGCACAGGAUGACCACAAGGAUCCGUAUAUUGCGCUUAUGGAGUUGAGGAAUUCAGAAAUACCAGGAGUGAAACUUUCACCAGCACAGCUUCUAUUUGGACGAACCACAAGGACGCUAGUACCAACCGUCAAAUCCAAAUUGCGACUGAUGGGAUUUAACUCAGAACUUGUUCGCGAGGAACUCCAGGUCAUUAAAGAUGCACAAAAGUCUCUUUACGACCGCAACUCAAAACCUCUUAAACCACUUGACAACGGAGAUGUAGUACGUGUUAGGAUUCCAGGACAGUCUAUCAAAACACCAGGAAGAAUCGUUAGAGCUGCAGAAACACCGAGAUCGUAUUUCGUACAACAAGGGAAUACCACCGUGAGGAGGAACCGCCGAGACCUUAUCAAAACGAAAGAACUGAGUACAGAACAACCAGUAGAUACCGAAGAGUAUGUUAAUGGUCACUGUGAUUCGUUUUGUGAUAAUUCUAACCGUAUGAAUGGUCCGUCUGUCAAUUCUGGAGAUGAAACAACGAGUGUUACCACAUCGAGUGGUCGGGUCAUCAAAGCACCUCGCAGGCUGGUGACGGAGUGUUAA
Saccostrea cuccullata (small rock oyster) is the source of this 3675-nucleotide messenger RNA. RefSeq lists its product as uncharacterized. Gene Ontology annotation, biological process: DNA integration. The record is from RefSeq and is a predicted model, not a curated record. NCBI's taxonomy places the organism in Eukaryota, Metazoa, Mollusca, Bivalvia, Ostreida, Ostreidae. Bases 1 to 3675 code for a protein of 1224 amino acids. Gene Ontology annotation, molecular function: nucleic acid binding. The transcript has 3 exons.